Penicillium verhagenii is the source of this 1833-nucleotide messenger RNA. RefSeq lists its product as uncharacterized. Gene Ontology annotation, molecular function: transmembrane transporter activity. The coding region runs from base 1 to 1833 and encodes 610 amino acids. The record is from RefSeq and is a predicted model, not a curated record. Gene Ontology annotation, biological process: amino acid transmembrane export from vacuole. The transcript has 3 exons. Lineage: Eukaryota; Fungi; Ascomycota; Eurotiomycetes; Eurotiales; Aspergillaceae.
AUGCUGCCGAACAUCUUCGCUGCUGGUAAACCAGCCCCCGAUCCUGCCGAGGGGGUUCAACAAAGGCCCCCUCGGUAUGCCGGCGAAGACACCACACCGACAACGCGCCGUGAGAUUCUCGGCUGGUAUUCCUAUGGUAUCGCGGCCGAGGUCUUCGCGGUUUGCGGCGUAGGUUCCUUUUUGCCUCUCACCCUUGAACAACUGGCGCGCGAACACGGCACACUGCAAACCAGCCACCUGCCCUGCUGGGGUCCACUCGCACCGACAAACGGUACACAGAACGAUGAACAGUGUAUGGUCGGAGUAAUGGGACUUCAGACCACCACUGCCAGUUUUGCCAUGUAUACCUUUUCGCUAGCAGUGCUUGUUCAGGCAUUGACCUUGAUUUCUUUUAGUGCGUUAGCGGACUAUGAAAACAACCGGAAAACUUUGCUACUUUUUUUCGGUUUCAUGGGUUCAGCCACCAGCAUGCUCUUCGCGCUGAUCACACCAUCAACCUUUCUCCUUGGCUCAGUUUUGGUUAUUAUUGGCGUCACCUGUCUUGGCUCUUCUUUUGUUGUCCUAAACUCAUUUUUACCUGUACUGGUCGCCAACGAUCCAUCUAUCGGGGAGCAAAAAGAUGAAGGCGGCGAGAUGGCGAACUUCCAAGGCAGCACGAAUAAUGGUGUCGGCAACGACUCUGACUGGAACGCCUGGGAUGAAGAGGACAGUCUGGAUGGAAUACAAGGAAUACAUGGUACAAAUCGACAAAAUCGGUUCGAAGAGGAAAGCCUCAGGGGGAAAGACACCGGGUCUACUCCGGAACUUCAAUUGUCUACGAAGAUUUCGUCCAGGGGGGUUGGAUUUGGAUAUUGUGCGGCAUUAUUUGUUCAGGUUCUCAGCAUUAUCCUACUGAUCACGCUUUCCAAAACAAAACUAGCCAAAAUAUCGGCAACCCUGCCGAUGCGCUUUGUCUUACUCUUGGUCGGAGUUUGGUGGUGCAUAUUCACGUUUGUCACCGGUCGCUGGUUACGCUCUCGACCUGGCCCCCGUUUAGAUACGUCAUCUAAUUCAGGCGCCUCCCGGUGGCGCGCGUGGCUUCGUCUCGUGGGAUUUGCAUGGAAGUCUCUCUGGCAGACGGUCAAAGUUGCUGUUAAGUUGCGUGAAGCCAUCAUAUUCCUCGUCGCCUGGUUUCUGUUGUCGGAUGCCAUUGCUACUGUUUCUGGUACAGCCAUUCUCUUUGCCCGCACAGAGCUCAAGAUGAGCACAACUUCAAUCGCUCUGCUGUCAAUAACAGCUACUCUGUCAGGCAUGACUGGUGCGUUCCUUUGGCCCCUUGUAUCCCGACGAUUUGGGUUGAAAGCGAACCAGACAAUCAUUGUCUGUAUUGUGUUAUUUGAGAGUAUUCCACUGUAUGGAAUGCUAGCCUACAUUCCGUUCGUCAAGAAUUGGGGUGUUAUUGGUCUACAAAAACCAUGGGAGAUCUUUCCGCUUGCAAUUGUUCAUGGUGUCGUGUCUGGAGGCCUGGCUUCCUACUGUCGCUCCUUCUUCGGUCUGUUGAUUCCUCCUGGGAGUGAAGCUGCAUUUUAUGCGCUGUAUGCCGCCACGGACAAGGGCAGUUCCUUCAUCGGACCCGCAGUUGUCGGGAUGCUUGUUGACGCGACCGGUCAAGUCCGAUCUGGUUUCUUCUUCAUCGCAAUCUUGAUUGUGCUGCCUAUCCCCCUAGUCUGGAUGGUGAAUCCCGACAAGGGACGCUCUGAAGCCCUCGCUAUGGCCGAGGCGCUAGGAAAAUCACAUGACGGACCGGCUGAAGAUGCUCAGGAAGCAGAGGGACUUCUCUCUCGUGGGGAAUAG